This is a messenger RNA of Triplophysa dalaica, 4729 nucleotides long. RefSeq names its product 5'-nucleotidase, cytosolic IIa (gene nt5c2a). The record is from RefSeq and is a predicted model, not a curated record. NCBI's taxonomy places the organism in Eukaryota, Metazoa, Chordata, Actinopteri, Cypriniformes, Nemacheilidae. Bases 419 to 2143 code for a protein of 574 amino acids. Gene Ontology annotation, molecular function: 5'-nucleotidase activity. The transcript is spliced from 18 exons.
UCAUUUUUGGGUGAAGUAUCCCUUUAAGAUCGCUGUAUUCCUCAUUAUAACAUGCGCAUUACAUCAAUAUUUAUAAAUAUUAUUAAUUCAGUUAACACAUUUUAUGGGUUAUGUUUCAAAUAGCUUCCAGCUUUGUGUGUUUUCAUGCUUUUAAUGGAAGUCUGACAAACACGAAAUACACAUGGCAGCUGCUCCACUGACUUUGAAAAGAAUGAUAAAAAAUGUACUUGGGUGAAUUAUAUGUAUUGAUGGACAUGUGCUCAAUAUCUUUAUAUUGGUUUAUUUAUCUCUUCUGAUGUUGUUGAGUUUAAAAUAAUAUUUGCAGGCUGUGCUAUAAUCCAGCCACAUUAUGUAUCAUGUGCAUUGUAGAAAAAAUGAGAAAUAUGUGUAUCUUUCUCAGACUUAAUAACGGUUAAAUAUGACGACGUCUUGGAGUGAUCGGCUCCAAAAUUAUGCUGAACUUCCAGCCAACAUGGAUGGUUUAUCGAUGAAGAAGUACAGAAGAGAUGUUCAUCACAGCUUACCGCAGGAACUGGCCCAUUGUCAUCCUUCUAUGAGAGUAUUUGUCAACAGAAGUUUGGCAAUGGAGAAGAUCAAAAGCUUCGGCUUUGACAUGGAUUACACUCUAGCAGUUUACAAAUCUCCAGAGUAUGAAUCACUCGGCUUCGAUCUGACUGUGGAAAGAAUGGUUUCCAUUGGUUACCCACAAGAGCUGCUAAACUUUGUCUAUGAUCCUGCUUUUCCGACAAGAGGCUUGGUUUUUGAUGCAUUGUAUGGAAACCUGCUGAAAGUAGAUACAUACGGAAACAUCCUUGUGUGCGCUCAUGGUUUCAACUUCCUCCGUGGUCCAGAGAUAAGAGAGCUUUACCCAAAUAAAUUCAUCCAGCGUGGAGAUACAGAGCGAUUCUACAUCCUCAACACACUCUUCAACCUACCAGAGACAUACCUUUUUGCCUGCCUGGUUGACUUCUUCACUAGUUGUGACAGAUACAAAAGUUGUGAAACAGGCUUUAAAGAUGGAGAUCUGGAGAUGUCCUUCAAGAGUAUGUUUCAGGAUGUCAGAGAUGCUGUGGAUUGGGUCCAUUUCAAGGGGUCACUGAAGGAGAAGACAGUCGAGAAUUUUGAAAAAUAUGUGGUGAAGGAUGCCAAAUUGCCCCUGCUUUUAAGUCGAAUGAAUGAAGUUUCCAAAGUGUUCCUUGUUACCAACAGUGAUUACAAAUACACAGAUAAAAUCAUGAAAUACUUGUUUGAAUUUCCACAUGGUCCAAAGGCGGAUACACCUCAUCGGCCCUGGCAGUCCUACUUUGACCUCAUUUUGGUGGAUGCCAGAAAGCCUUUGUUUUUCGGGGAGGGAACAGUCCUGAGACAGGUGGACACGACCACUGGGAGGCUGAAGAUCGGGACAUAUACAGGUCCCUUGCAGCAUGGCAUAGUGUAUUCUGGUGGUUCCUCGGACAUAGUGUGUGAUCUGCUGGGAGCAAAGGGGAAGGACAUUUUGUACAUCGGUGACCACAUCUUUGGGGACAUCCUUAAGUCAAAGAAGCGUCAGGGAUGGAGAACAUUUCUGGUGAUUCCUGAGCUGGCUCAGGAGCUGCACGUGUGGACUGACAAGAGCUCACUGUUUGAAGAGUUGCAGAGUCUGGAUAUUUUCCUGGCAGAGCUCUAUAAGCAUUUAGACAGUAGCAGCAAUGAGAGGCCUGAUAUCAGUACACUUCAGAAGAGAAUUAAGAAAGUAACCCAUGACAUGGACAUGUGCUAUGGGAUGAUGGGAAGUCUGUUCCGCAGUGGCUCUCGUCAGACUCUGUUUGCAUCUCAAGUGAUGCGUUACGCUGAUCUGUACGCUGCGUCCUUCAUCAAUCUCCUGUACUAUCCCUUCAGCUACCUGUUCAGAGCCGCCCAUGUGCUGAUGCCUCACGAGUCAACUGUGGAGCACACUCACGUGGACAUUAAUGACAUGGAGUCGCCCAUGGCAACACGCAACCGCCACUCGAUUGACUUCAGAGAGAGAGAGUGUAAGAGACACCAGCUGACCCGCUCCGUAAGCGAGAUCAAUCCACCCCACCUCUUCCCUCAGACCCCGCAGGAAAUCACCCACUGCCACGAUGAAGAUGACGAUGAAGAGGAGGAAGAGGAAGAAGAAUAAGUUGACCUUUGACAUCACUGUUAACUGGAUCCUGGUUCUUAACACAUGCAUCUUCUAUUUCAAUAAGUAUGUUUAUAGCAUUCAGCCAUAUAUUUUACAAGAAAUAGGAGUAUGUUUAUUUCUUGCACUGUCUAUUCUAAAGAUUACUGUACCAGUUUCAGUAUUUAGAGUUUAACGUCUGAAGAGAGUAUGAAGCUGAACUGGGACUUUUGUAAAUCCAGCUUCUUAUUUUUAAUAAGGUAUACUGUAUUUGUCUGUGAGCCUUGGUCUCACUUAAAAACGUAAUGUUUUGGUGACACGGCAAUGUGAAGACAGAAUUUGUGUACAGUUCCAACAAAUGACAUUUGCAUGAUAUUAAGGGAACAUGUAAAAUGGUUACAAAUUCUGUCGCUGGUCUAUUUAAGCUUGUGAAUAUAGCAUGCUUACACUCAUAUUGUGGCUUCAUGGAGUAUAAUAGAUUGCAUAUUUUCAGCAAUGAGCCACAGAGCAUGCUGGGAAUUAUUACCUUAGUAAUGUCACAACAACAAUGAAAGCUUAUUCAGUACAAAGUUGCUCUCCGCUGAAUGAUCUUUUCUUUCAUUAGAACUGUUAGUAUGCAAAUCGCUGUCAUGUUUAUCGGUGAUCCGACCAUACAUUGAAAUAAUGCAACUGUUGACAUUUUAUGUAUUGGUGAAGUGUUGGUUUCAGGUUUCUUAGGAGUCGUAGGAUUCAACCUUACCUUCACAUUGGUUACUAAACACUUGGAGGACAAAGCCAACGCUGAAAUUUGUCUUAUGCAUUCGCCAUGGUCACUGUGUUAUUAGACCUUGAAUCUAGAUUAUAGAUUAUUUACUGUUUAUAUCCAUCCGUUCCACCGAAUGUUUUCAAAUGAAUAUUAUCAUUUGAAGUAACUUUAUUUGACAUUAGUGUAAAUAGCAUAGCAUUUGGUUGUAGAAGGUAAUUUAGUAUUAAAAGCUGGUUAGAAUGUAUUUAGUUGCAUUUGCUUAUGGACACAAAGCAUUGUGGGUGACAGUGGACCAAAAGAAGGCUCAUCCCUUAAUCACACUCGGUCAUAACAAAUGUUUCUUUGCUGUUGUAAUGUGUUCCGGGGUAGAAACUACAGUAACUAACUAGUCUCAUGAACGUGGACCCAUGUUUGUGUGUCAUAAACUUGAUCAGGGUUCUGUUAUGUAAAGGGUUAAAAACUUGCUUUUUGACUGACACAGAGCUCAAGCCCAGCAGGGUUUUUUUUUUCUUAAAUUGCUUGUUGCUUUGAAUUAAAACCAAUGUGCAUCCACAUGUAAAACUGUAACCGAACUGUAACUUUUGGUUUGUUUGAACAGUAUUUCGGAAGAAAAAAUGGGAAUGUAGUUCAAGUAGCACUCAAGUAGACAUUGCUAUUAUAAUCUAUAAAGAAGCAUAGAGAGAGGUGAUGCAUCCAAAAACUGUUCAGGAUUUUGAGGAUUAUAGAUUGUGUGGCUUUACUGCAUGAUCUUGAUCUAUUUGAGUUUAUAAAAUUCUUACUUCAACAAACAGCCCUAUUUAUGUUUGAUCUUAGGUUAAGUUAAAUCUACUGUACGUGGGGGCUUAUUUGCAUUCAUUAUGUUUGAUUUGUCUGUAUUUUAUAAUUGUUAGACAUUUCUGGGUUUGUUUGAUUUUGUGUGAAUUGAAAACAGUGCUGCCCAAUGUGUGUGAAUUCAAAAUAGUUUCCUAUUUUAUCAAUAUGUAUUUUUCAGGUUUUUUUCUGUUGUGCUUAACAGGGAGAACUGUAUUUACAGACGAUGUCGCGACUGUAGUUUUACCAUAGAUAUAAAUCAGAAUGCCGUCUCAUUACUUUCCAGAGUGUUUUUGUCUGUGACGUGUGCAACACACUGGCUUGGUUUUCAUAUUAUGUCUCUUUUAUAUUAAGUGGUUAUGUGAGAAUAAAGGGCAAAUCUCUGUUUUACUUGAUCAGGGAUCUGUUAUGUAAAUGGUUAAACUUGCUUUUUGACUGACACAGAGCUCAAGCCCAGCAGUUUUUUUUUUUUUUUCUUAAAUUGCUUGUUGCUUUGAAUUAAAACCAAUGUGCAUCCACAUGUAAAACUGUAACCGAGCUGUAACUUUUGGUUAGUUUGAACAGUAUUUCUGAAGAAAAAAAGGGACUGUGGUUCACUCAAGUAAACAUUGCUAUAAGAGAGAAGUGAUGCAUCCAAAGACUGUUCAGGAUUUUGAGAAACUACAGAUUUUCUUGAGGAUUAUAGAGAUUUUGUGGCUUUACUGCAUGAUCUUGAUAUAUUUGAGUUUAUUAAAUUGUUAUUUUAACAAAGUGACAGCCCUUUUUAUGUUUGAUCUUAGGUUAAGUUAAAUCUACUGUACGUGGGGGCUUAUUUGCAUUCAUUAUGUUUGAUUUGUCUGUAUAUUAUAAUUGUUUGACAUCUCCGGGUUUGUUUGAUUUUGUGUGAAUUGAAAACAGUGCUGCCCAAUGUGUGUGAAUUCAAAAUAGUUUCCUAUUUUAUCAAUAUGUUUUUUUCAUGUUUUUAUCUGUUGUACUUUACAGGGAGAACUGUAUUUACAGACGAUGUGACGACUGUAGUUUUACUACAGAAAUAAAUCAGAAUGCUAACAUUA